GAGUAUAAAUACUGGCGUCUCUGGCACCGCCUUCCCACACUCUCUGGCUCAACUCUCGGCCGCGGUGUUUCCGUUUCUCUCCCUGGUUGUCGCCUGCUCUGCUCUUCUCAUCCUUCUCGCUCUGCUGCUCUGCGGAGUGACGAGGCUGAAUCCUCUCCCCACCCAGUUCGCGCUUUUCUUUUUCUCGCGCCGCUCCAUUUCUCCAGUUCGGCUGCCGCCGCCACUGCUGCUCAGCUGGUGUCGGUGCCGCGCGUUUUCCCCCACGUCGUUCCCGCAGCCUAUGGCCCAGGCCGCCUUGGGUAUUUCUGCUCAAGGUAACCACAUCCCUCUUUAAAAAUUCCGCCGAAAAAGAGAAGACGCUUUACCCGACUCUUUGGGCCGUUAUCUCACGGCGAACUUUCUGACCGAGUAUACAACUACCCAGAAGGCCUAGGAGAAGUGCUGUAUAGAGAGCAGUUUGACUUCAACGCUGAGCCACCUUGGGAACCUAGCUGAUGAUAGGGGGGUUCCAUCUCCUAACUUGUCCAUUUUGUUGCAUAUUCUAAGGACCCAGACAUAGGCUUGGUGGCCCGUCUCUUGUUUUUCCUGGUUUAUGACUUUCGGCUUUGUGGAAUACGGCUGAGAUGAAAGGAUUUAUUGACGAUGCGAACUACUCCGUUGGCCUGUUGGAUGAAGGAACAAACCUUGGAAAUGUUAUUGAUAACUAUGUUUAUGAACAUACCCUGACAGGAAAAAAUGCAUUUUUUGUGGGGGAUCUUGGGAAGAUCGUGAAGAAGCACAGUCAGUGGCAGAACGUGGUGGCUCAGAUAAAGCCGUUUUACACAGUGAAGUGUAACUCUACUCCAGCUGUACUUGAGAUCUUGGCAGCUCUUGGAACUGGGUUUGCUUGUUCCAGCAAAGAUGAAAUGGCUUUAGUGCAAGAAUUGGGUGUAUCUCCGGAAAACAUCAUUUUCACAAGUCCUUGUAAGCAAGUGUCUCAGAUAAAGUAUGCAGCAAAAGUUGGAGUAAAUAUUAUGACAUGUGACAAUGAAAUUGAAUUAAAGAAAAUUGCAAGAAAUCAUCCAAAUGCCAAGGUCUUACUACAUAUUGCAACAGAAGAUAAUAUUGGAGGUGAAGACGCUAGCAUGAAGUUUGGCACUACACUGAAGAACUGUAGGCAUCUUUUGGAAUGUGCCAAGGAAUUUGAUGUCCAAAUAAUUGGGGUUAAAUUUCAUGUUUCAAGUGCUUGCAAAGAAUAUCAAGUAUAUGUACAUGCCCUGUCUGAUGCUCGAUGUGUGUUUGACAUGGCUGGAGAGUUUGGCUUUACAAUGAACAUGUUAGACAUCGGUGGAGGCUUCACAGGAACUGAAGUUCAGUUGGAAGAGGUUAAUCAUGUUAUCAGUCCUCUGUUGGAUGUUUACUUCCCUGAAGGGUCUGGCAUUCAGAUAAUUUCAGAACCUGGAAGCUAUUAUGUAUCUUCUGCGUUUACACUUGCAGUCAAUAUUAUUGCUAAGAAAGUUGUUGAAAAUGACAAAUUUUCCUCUGGAGUAGAAAAAAGUGGGAGUGAUGAACCAGCCUUCGUGUAUUACAUGAAUGAUGGUGUUUAUGGUUCUUUUGCCAGUAAGCUUUCUGAGGACUUAAAUACCAUUCCAGAGGUUCACAAGAAAUACAAGGAAGAUGAGCCUCUGUUUACAAGCAGCCUUUGGGGUCCAUCCUGUGAUGAGCUUGAUCAGAUUGUGGAAAGCUGUCUUCUUCCUGAGCUAAAUGUGGGAGAUUGGCUUAUCUUUGAUAACAUGGGAGCAGAUUCUUUCCACGAACCAUCUGCUUUUAAUGAUUUUCAGAGGCCAGCUAUUUAUUUCAUGAUGUCAUUCAGUGAUUGGUAUGAGAUGCAAGAUGCUGGAAUUACUUCAGAUGCAAUGAUGAAAAACUUCUUCUUUGCACCCUCUUGCAUUCAGCUGAGCCAAGAAGACAGCUUUUCCACUGAAGCUUAAACAGGCAUUAACGCUUCUGUAGAUCUGAAGUCGCAGGUUAAGCUUGUCUGGUCUACAUUCCAGUGUGGGGGAAAAAUUCAAUCAAUCUUUAUUCUGUUAAUUUCUUGGAAACAAAACAAAUUCAUAGUAAUAGCUAUUUGGGACCAGACAAAAUCAGCUUUCAUCUAUAAUUCAUUGGGGGUAAUAGGGGAUUUAGAUAAUGUAUCCAGAUUUAAACAUACCAGUUUGACCCACCCCUUAAGCGUUUAAAAUAAAAUAUGCAACAAAAUGGAUGACUUAGUGGAGAUGGAAGCCCAUUAAUUGGGUUCCCCAUCAAAUCGUUUACAUACAAGUACACAGUUUUUAUAAUAAGGAUUCCUGUUAAAAGUCUUGUAAAGUUGAUGUCUUUCACCCAGAUAUAUCACGUCAGUGGAAGACCAGUGUGACUUCAUUAGAUACGUUUAGUGUAUUUAGAAUGUGUAAAUUUGUGCUUUGAACUGUAGUUUAAUAAAUGUAAAAUUGCAUCAUAGUAUUUGUUGUAUUUGACCUAAUGUAACCCUUGUAUGAUUGCAAUAAAACUUUGUGUAGAUUUUACUGUUUUUUCAGGCUAAAACUUUGGGAAUGGGGCUAGCUAGCAAAGGUAGUUUUGAACUAGUUGUUUGUAUGGUCUGUUUUGAGGGUUAGUUUUCUUUAUAGCCCAUUUAAGUUUGGUUUGGCUCAAUAUGCUUUUUUGGUUUAUUUAAUUAGUAAUUUAAGUAAAAGUGAUCGGUAAUCAUUGUGAAGUUCAUAUUCAUUAUGGAGAGUUGAUGUGCAGUAAGCAUGAUGUUUAACAAUUUUAACACCAAAAAUGUUAAUCCUGCAUAAACCAAUUGUAAUAAUAAUAGGUGUUUCUGUAUAGAUAGGAUGCAUAGAGUACCUUAGUAAAUCUUAGAAUCACAAAUCUUUUGGCUGAUAGAAAAGAUUUUAUUAAACACUGAAAACUUGGAGGGGAGGGGGAAGGAGACUGCAGAAGACUGCAGAACCCUAACCUUAAAGAAGGGCUAUGUCUGUCUAUUUCCAGCAUCCUCAUGCCCCUUCGCACAGAUGUUUAAAUCCAGAGGGCUUUGGGGUGGUGAAGCACACUUUCUUCAAUUUCUCACUUAUAAUAGUAUCAGAUUGGAAUUUUGUUGUUGUUGUUGUUAUUGGUUUGAACCUAGUCCCUUAGUUUCUUAUUUCCCAUUUGUUCAAGCUUAAUAAUUCUUCCUUCGUACUAAAGCUUGGUGGUGGUGGGGAGGAUUUAGCAUCACUAACCUGACACUGUUGCCAGGAACUUUGGCUUUGUUCACUGCUAGUGUGUUAGUCCUAAGUCUCAGAAUCACAGUAGUAAUGAGACAACUUACAGGGGUCACUUUUCCUAACUUACUCUAUGUUCACAAGUGGAAUUCCUGUCCUCCAAGAGGAAAUGUGACUUCACUUUGGUGCCAAUGGACAGACAAUUCUGCCUGUGCUACAUAGGAGAAGUGUGGGAUGCACUUGAACAGCUGGAUUUUACACCUUGAUUUCAAGGUGGAAAGAAAUUGAUCAUGAAUCUCUAAUUUCAAAUCAAACCAGUAGGUGCUUAAUAUUUUUGAUUUGAAUAUGGCCCACUUGAAUAUCAUGGGUUCUAUUAAGUAUAAGAACAACUAAGGACUCCAGCCCACUGACAUCUAGUUGCCCUUGGACUUUUUUCCAAGGUAUAAUAUGGGGUUUUAUGCAAAAUUCCAAGCUACCAUAUACAUUAUUGUAGUCCAGAAAUGCCAAAACUUAACAGCUUGAGUCCUUGGCUUGACUGUACAGGCUUGGUCUUCGUGGCAUAUCAGUUUUGCCGUCUGCAUAGGAGAGUGGUUGUAUGUAACACAGCCCAGAAUUGCUAAUCUCACAUGUGAAUGAUAGGUAAACUUAAGAAUGUCUGUAUUGUAUUUGAAAACUGUUUGCCAUAAAUCUAAAGUCAAACCUAUGUAUUUCAAUUUGGUAUGCUUAAGAAUAAUUAAUGUAAAAUCUUUUUAUAUGAUAUUGUAAUCUCAGUUCAAAUUUAAUUGCAAAUAUAAAACCCAAAUGAUUUCUAUAUAUAGUAAAUUGAACUGUAAAGGUAACUUGUGUGUGAUUCUGAAUACACAGAUAAAAUGUUUUUAUUCCUCAUGCUUUACUUUGAUGGCUUCUAUCAUGAAAUAGACGUGAAAUUUUAUGAAUUAA
Molecule: messenger RNA, 4160 nt
Organism: Arvicanthis niloticus (Nile rat)
Lineage: Eukaryota; Metazoa; Chordata; Mammalia; Rodentia; Muridae
Gene: Azin1
Product: antizyme inhibitor 1
Biological process (GO): positive regulation of polyamine transmembrane transport; negative regulation of protein catabolic process
Cellular component (GO): cytoplasm
Molecular function (GO): ornithine decarboxylase activity; ornithine decarboxylase activator activity
Source: RefSeq, a predicted model, not a curated record